UUACACACUCCUGGGGAGGAGUUUCGAGGAGGAAAGAGCUGUGCAGUUCAUAAGUAUCUCGGUCUGGGAUUGCUGCAGUCUCCUCUGCCUGUGAACGUGCUGGUGAAGGGCAGCAUUCCUGCUCGUCUUGAAGCAGCAGCAUGGCUGAUAAGCUUGUGGAGAGCAAGAUCAGGUGUGACAAAGUAACCCUCUUUACAGAGAGAGGCUGCCGUUACUGCAGGAAUGCCGAGGAGAUGCUCAAGCAGUACAACUUUGUGCCUGGAGCCCUGGAAGUUGUUGAUACCACCCAGCGCAAGGAUGUCCAGGAUUACCUGCAGCAAAGAACAGGGCAUAGAACCCAACCAGCUCUUCUGAUUAACCUGUGGCAUUGCUUUGUGCUCAGCUGCCUGUUGUCUUCAUUGGGAGAUGCUGCAUCGGAGGAUUAUCCGACCUGCAGAACAUGGACUGCAAGCUCCCCAGAAUACUGCAGCAGAUCGGUGCCCUGCAGUAGUGUAAGGGAGAGAGAUGACCAGGAGCUGCAUCUGCCUCAUUCUGACAUUCAGCAGCUUCCUGAAGGAAAUUCCUGGAAACUUCCUUCUGCGGGAUCAGGUGCAUCCUCCCGGCCAAUGCAGCUUCUUUCCCUGUCAGUGAUCUGUGGUUUGAGAUGAGAACGUAUCUCCAUUCUUUCUGCAGCUCCACAACAUGAUCUGCUUCAGUCCAAUAAAAUACACUUGCUCUAA
Molecule: messenger RNA, 719 nt
Organism: Pezoporus occidentalis (night parrot)
Lineage: Eukaryota; Metazoa; Chordata; Aves; Psittaciformes; Psittacidae
Gene: GLRX
Product: glutaredoxin
Exons: 3
Coding region: 141-647 (168 amino acids)
Cellular component (GO): mitochondrion
Molecular function (GO): glutathione disulfide oxidoreductase activity
Source: RefSeq, a predicted model, not a curated record